This is a messenger RNA of Acinonyx jubatus (cheetah), 10688 nucleotides long. It is a transcript of the gene GALM, whose product is annotated as galactose mutarotase. Lineage: Eukaryota; Metazoa; Chordata; Mammalia; Carnivora; Felidae. The transcript is spliced from 6 exons. Gene Ontology annotation, biological process: glucose metabolic process; beta-D-galactose catabolic process via UDP-galactose, Leloir pathway. The coding region runs from base 256 to 1167 and encodes 303 amino acids. The record is from RefSeq and is a predicted model, not a curated record. Gene Ontology annotation, molecular function: aldose 1-epimerase activity; carbohydrate binding.
CAUGCAAUGCAGCCAGAGUUAGCAAAGGAAAACCCCGUCUGGAAAUUUUGCCUUCCUGUGGCCCUCAGGCAAAGGAAAGGUUUAGAAAGUCGCCAGAAGGUAUUUUUUUGCAGGAGCGGUCACUCCCCAAAUCCAGGCAAGGAAGGGGAGGAGUCUGGGCCGUGUCCCGCCCUUCUCCAGUAAACUUCUCCAGCUCCAGGUUUGGAGGCAGAGUCGGAAGGGCUGGGAGUAGCUGCACGCCCCCACGCUUUCCCCAUGGUUUCGGUGACUAGAGCCGUGUUCGGAGACCUGCCCUCAGGGGCAGGGACAGUGGAGAAGUUCCAGCUGCAGUCAGACCUGCUGAAAGUGGACAUCAUCUCCUGGGGCUGCACCAUUACGGCCCUGGAGGUCAAAGACAGGCAGGGCAGGGCGUCAGAUGUGGUGCUCGGCUUUGCAGAGUUGGAAGGGUACCUCCAAAAGCAGCCCUACUUUGGAGCAGUGGUUGGCAGGGUGGCCAACCGAAUUGCCAAAGGAACAUUCAUGGUGGACGGGAAGGAGUAUAAGCUGGCCGUUAACAAUGGGCCCAACAGUCUGCAUGGAGGAGUCAGGGGCUUUGAUAAGGUCGUCUGGACCCCUCAGGUGCUGUCAAAUGGUGUCCAGUUCUCGAGGAUCAGUCCAGAUGGUGAGGAAGGUUACCCUGGAGAGUUGAAAGUCUGGGUGACAUACACACUGGAUGGUGGGGAGCUUAUGGUCAACUACCGAGCUCAGGCCAGUCAGACCACACCGGUCAAUCUGACCAACCAUUCUUAUUUCAACCUGGCAGGCCAGGAGCACAACAUGGCUUUACUAAACUUCUUCACAAGAAUCCUGGAAAAGGUGGAGGCAUUACUGGCCCAGUUUUACCCUGAAGGAAAAGCGAUUCUAGGAGCACCUGGGUGGCUCAGUCGGUUAAGCAUCUGGCUCUUGACUCCAGCACAGGGUUCCCCAAACAUCUAUGACCAUGAAGUCACUAUAGAAGCUGAUGCCUUUUUGCCGGUAGAUGAAACCCUGAUUCCUACAGAUCAUCUACACAUCAGAGACCACGUGACAACUCCCUGCAGCUUCUGUUCCCUGAAGUGCAGGUCUCCGUCUCCCGAAGCUCCCCAAGCCACCAGCCUUGUAACCCUGUCAGAGAAGCCUAGGGGGUAGCCUGGGAGUGAUUUGUAUUUGAAUAUAUCUGUAUUUGGCUCUGAGUGAGCAUGCCUCAUCUUGCCUUCCAGAUCUCCAUUCCAGAAUUCUCCCCAGAACAGAGAGAGGGCAGCUCCUAAAUGGAUAGUUUAUGAAACUGACCCUCCAGGCAGUGCCAGAUGCACAGACCCAGUCGAAUGCAGGGUCUGCAGAAUACACAUCCCAGAGAGGAUAAUGACCACAUCCUGCAGAUAAUGAGACCUAGGAGGCUGGCCCUGCAUUUCAAGGCUCCCUUCCUUCUGACUCCACUAGUACCAACGCAGGCCUUCUAUGUCCUGACUAAACCACAGGAGGCUGAGCAGUCGUGGUGGUCAAUAUUUCUCCACAGGGGGAGCCUGGGGCACUGGUCUCAUUAGAAGGGAGAUUGGGGCGUGCCUUGAAACUUAAAUCGGAGGUUUAUUUGGAGUGAUUUGCAAGAAAGGGAGCACUGAUGGAGAUCACAGGGGCUAGAUCCCCCACAUAAUGCCAUUUCCUAGCCCUGCCACUCUGCCAGUUGACCAGAAAGGCUGGACUGAUUUCUUUCCUCUCUUCUCUACUGGUUCUAUUCUCUGACCCGGGGCUGUUAGUGUAAUUUGGCUGUCUUCAGUUUCCACCUUUUUCGGUGUCAGGAUGCCAGCCACCUUCCCUGCUGCUCUCCUUGGCUUCCUGUGAACCAUGACAGUGGGAUCCUCAUGGCUCUUGGAGGACAGCAGGAAGCCAUGGGUCUACCAUGAGCCUGGGCUGCCUAAUCACACUGCUAUCGCUGGGGCCUGCCCACGCUACUGUGAAGCAGCAAAACAACAUGCAGGAAACUUCUUCUGCUCCAACAUGUUCCCCUUUUGAAAUCAGCCAGCAAACCCCGAACACUCUCUCUCUGUGUGGUCAGGCAGAUGGGCUGUCCUCUCAGGCUAGAGGAGUAAGGGACCAUUGGCAGACUGAGCCCGGUGGAUCCAGGAGGAUUUGGGGAAGGUAGUAGCCUUAAGUUCUCAUAGAUCAACAUCCAGCCCUAGCAAUGCACCUGCUCUUGGGCAGUGGACACCCCCGGAUGCCAUGAAAAGUGAUGGGCACAGGUGAGGAAGCUUCGGCCAGAAAUAGAAAAUGCCUCUGACCUUGGUGAAGUGAGUCCUUGGUGUGACAUUGAACACACAAGUGCUGUUUAAAAGGACCAACUUUGGGGUGCCUGGCUGGCUCAGUCAGUAGAACAUGCAACUCUUGCUCUCAGGGUCCUGAGUUCAAGCCCCACAUUGAGUGUAGAGAUUACUUAAAUGAAUAAAUAGCUCUUAAAAAUAAAUAAAUAAACAAACAAACAAACAGGCUGAUUUUGACACGUUAUAAUCAGGAAAACAAAGUAGUUAAAAGCAUGAACUCAAACCCUGACUGUUUAGGUUUAAAUCCAGCUCUGUGACAUUAGACAAUUUAUUCAGCUUCUGCAGACUUCACGUGUAAAGGUACUAAUUGGACCUCCCUCGUUGGUGGUGAAGAUUAAAUGCAGUAAUACAUGUAAGGUGUGUAGAACAUCAAGUCCUGGCAUUUCAUAAGAGCUCCAUAAGGAUUAACCACUAUUAUUAUCAUUAUCAUCACCAUCGCCACCAUUUCUGCGUGUUCAAUAUGUACCAGCCACUGAGCUAAGCACGUACACGUCGCUCAUUUAACCUCCCUUUGAAAUAGGUGUGUAAUGCUUCAGUUAUGCCUCAGUUGAGGAAACAGACAUUUGGAGAGGUUAGUUGACCUGCACACAGUUAAAUAGGUAAGUUAUUGGUGAAUUCAGGGUUUGGAGCCAAAUUUCCCUUGGCUAUGCUGUCUGUUAUCACCGCUGGCCACUGUCCGUAAAAACAGCUAUGUUACUGAGUACUUCCUGCAGACUGGGUAGGAUGCAGGGCGCUUUUAUCUUGUUUAUCAGAAUCCCAUGUUUGUCAGAAUCUUCUUAUACCCAUUUUACAGAUGAGGAAAGCAAGGUUCAGAGAAGCUAAGCAACCUCCACAAAUUUUUACAGCAAAGAAGUUAAAUCCAGGCUGCCUGACUCUUAAAAUCCAUUCUAACAUCUAUUGAGUUUGACUGCCAAACAAGUGAGCAAGAUGCCCCUGGGAGGUUGAUAACAGUAAUUGGUGAUCGUGAAGCCUGAUACCCAAUAUAACCCAGGGCGACACUAUUUGCCUAAUUAUAGCCCCAUUUUCUGAGCUGCCGUUAGGGGCAAUUUCCACUUUCUCUGAUGCUUCACUUUCCUGCACUUUCUGAAAGCUGUUGAUGUGCUCAGAUUAAGACAAGCUCCUGUGUAUUUCACAUGUUAGUUUAUUGCACAUCCUGCAGGAAUAUGGAGGAAUCAUAAAUAGUCCAGAAGGAAGUCCCAAUGGAUUAUGCAAAGCCUUUGUCACAUUGCUAUAGGAGGAGUUUGACAGUAGACUCCCAGACUACGUUUCUUGACCCAACACCUGACGUUAUGUGACUACGAUAUUCCAAAUGUGCAUAUUUCAGUAUCAGAUCAUGAGAGGGCAACUUGCUUGGUGAUGAGUAGGGUCUAGGCAGAAUAUAUUCACCAGCCUGUAUAUCGGGGAUUCUUAACCAGUCCUGAAUGACUGGUCUUCAGAGGUUCUGAGAACAUUCUUUAUGUAUGUAUGCAUUUUCCUAGAGAGAGAGAGCCCAUAACUUUUACGAUAUUCUCAAAGGAGUACGUGACUCAAAAACCAGUUUGAGGGGGGCCUGGGUGGCUCAGUUGGUUGAGCGUCCGACUGUGGCUCAGGUCAUGAUCUUGCAGUCGGUGAGUUAGAGCCCUGCGUCAGGCUUGGUGCUGAGCCUGGAGCCUGCUUCAGAUUCUGUGUCUCCCUCUCUCUCUGCCCCUCCCCUGCUCGUACUCUGUCUCUCCCUCUCUCUCUCAAAAAUAAAUAAACAUUUAAAAAAAUUGAAAAAAAAAACCAUUUUGAAGACUGUACCACUCUAGAUUAAAAACCUAAAUCUAAAUCUAAAUCUAAAAAUCUAAAUCUAAAAAUCCUGAGAGAGGAAGCUUCAAAAAACAAAACUAAACCAAAAAAACCCUGAAUCCUUUUUUAAUGAAAAUUGCAAUGCUCCCUGGAGGCAGAUAUGCACCUUCCUUUUGCAUCAAUGAUUUAUGCUAUAAUGAAUCAUUGUUCUCUCUCUUCUCUGUUUCUGGAGAGAGAGAGCAAGUAAAUAACAGAGAGCACUAUGUGCAGGUUCUGCCCUAGAGAUAGGACUUCCUUCAUAUCCUUCUCUCAAUUAAACCUCACAAUACGUGUCUUAGGUAUAUACCACUAUUAGCUCCAUUUUAUAAGUAAAGAAAUUGAAUCUUACAGAGGCAUAGAAACUUACCCAAGGUCGCCAAAAAAUGAAUGAAUGUGGAGAUUCAGUGACUCUUGCAGUGACCAUCUGUUCGUUUCCUCAGAGAGUCGGGCACUGGGGCCAUCAGGCAGAGAAAAGAGCUAUUUGUGAUGAUGAGAAAUUGAAAGCAUUGAAUUAAAAUUCACGCCAGGUGAAUUUCCUCAGACACUGAGAGAGUGUUCAUGCCCAGAUGUUACAGAAACCAUUUCACUGGACCCUGUCCGAUCGGGAGUUUAAAGGACUAAUUCACCUUCUACACUCUGUUUCUUAAGUCAGAGCUGGGAGCCUACAGGAUAUGUGUAAUAUAAAUGCAUCUUGUGCCUACGCUUUAGAUCUCAACUUCACAGGUGAGAGGACUUCAUUCUCAUGCUUGUUCUGCCCUGCACCUUGUCCAGUGGGCCAGUCCCAACUUAAUCCUUCAAGAUUAGGCUCCUGUCACGACCUUUAGAAAACUUUUCCAGACCCCCCAUGGCUGCACCGGGGACUGCUUUUCCCUGCUCUGCCAGCGCCUAUUGGAUGCCAGUCUCAUCACAUUUGUCAUACUCUCCUGUCCGUAUUAAUUUUUUUUAUCUGUCUCCUUCACCAGAUUCUAGGCUCCCUGAGAUCAAGUUCAUGCCUGGUACAUAAAAGAUGCUCAAAAAUGCGUGAACUAACAACUUUGUAUUUGUUUUUUCCCACUCAAAAGCAAUUGCAAGGAUUAGUGGGGUUUUUUUUUUAAUGUUUAUUUAUUUUGACAGAGAAAGAGAGAGAGAGAGCAUGAGCAGGGGAGGAGCAGAGAGAGAGGCAGAGAGAGGAUCCCAAGCAGGCUCUGUGCUGAUAGCAGAUGUGGGCUCGAAACCACGAACCGUGAGAUCAUGCCCUGAGCUGAAAUCAAGAGUCAGAUGUUUAACCAACUGAGUCAUCCAGGUGCCCCCACAUGGACUAGUGUUCUUAAGGAAGAACCAAUUAAAGUCACUUAUGACUGUGGAAUAAAAGCACAGGGGUGGGGGGGCUUCAUUAACCUUCUGUCAAGACUAGUUAAGUGCCAAGAGGUGAAAACAUCCUAAGGCAGUAUACCAGUCUAUUGCUAUAUAAUAAAUUACUCUACACUUCAUAUAUAAUCUUUGUGUCCGUGGUCAGGAAUUUAGACAGGCCAUAUCUUGUCUCUAGAUGUGAUGUCUGGGGCUCAUUCACUCACAUGUCUGACAGUUGAUACUGGCUCCUGCCUCGGGGCCUAGCUGGGGCUAUCAGCCAGAACACCCCACAGAUGGCCUUUCAAUGUGACUUGAGCUUCCUUAUAACAUGGCGGUUGACUUCCAAGGGCAAAUAUCCUGAGAGAGCAAGGGCCAGGCCAAAACCACUUUGUAUUUAUUACCUGAGCCCUGAAAUCACAUCGUAUCACUUGUGCCACGUCCUAUUCGUUGCAGCAGUUACAAAGGUCCUUCCCAAUUUGAGGGAACAAAGACUCCAUCUCUCAGUGAUGGAAUGUCAGCAUCACAUUAUAAGUAGAGCCUGUGGAAUGGGAUACAUACUGGUGUGGCCAUCUUUGAAAAGGGCAACCUGCCACAAGCAGUCAUGGGGAAAAGGCCAAAGUCUAUAUAAUAGAAUAUGUAUAAAAACCCCUUAUGUGAGAUAAGAGAUGUGAAUCAAGGCAGAUGGAGUUCAUGAAGGCAGUGUGUUUUUCCUUUGCUGCCAGAAGGCAGGUAAUUAUAAUUCUAUCAGGAAUGCCAAUAGGGAGAGGAAGAUUUAACAACCUGUGACGGAAAUCUGGAAUGUUAGGGAGUCCUGUUUCCAAUUAUGAGGUCUACAUCGUCUUCUUGCAAGGAUGGGGCAGCUGUGGUUGCCAGAGUGACACAUCUGUUGAGGUCAUCUACAGACAUCACCUCAUUCCUGGCUCACUGUCACUCCAACACACUCUUGUCAUAGUCCCUAAUUAUUUCAUUAUCCAAGCUGUUGAUAUUCUGAUCUCUCAGCUUCUUGACAUCCUCUGUUCCAAUGAUCUUGUCCACCAACCUUCUCAGUUACUCACUUCCGUGGUCAUUGGGUCAUACCCUUGACUUUAUCACCACCUCUUAUUGUAGCCGUCUAUAAUCCCUGUCUAAGGUAUCUAUUUCAGCCCCAACAAUUCUCUGAGGCCACACGAACCUGCAGUCCCUUGAUCCUACCGUCCUUUCACUGCCCCUAACCUGCUCAUGAGCUCUUUCCCCACCCACUUAAAUCAGAAGUCUGUCAUUGGAAUCACCUCUUUGCAUAUGCCCUCCACUCCCUCACCGUCUCCCUCUUCUGUGUGUUCUCCUAACAAACCCAACCCUGAUUAUUUUUUGUUUGUUUGGUUGGGUUUUUUUGUGUUUUUUUUCCAACCCUGAUCAUUGCCCCCCACCACACCCUCCAUAGCUGCCACCCUACAGGGACUGAUCUCACUCUAAAUUCAUGACAGUAACCCCAGGUGGGUCUGCACUGGUGCCUGCAGUCAGGCUUUCCUUGAAAUGGGGAAGCAGAAAUGCUACCUACCUCAGGCUGCUCAUCUGCCCCAGAGCUGUAACCUCAUAUCUUUGGGUCAGAGCCCAUCAUCUGCCAGGCAUGUGGCAUUGCUGCUCAGGCCUUAAUGCACACUCAGCCAACCUUCAGUAGCUGAAGAAAUUCUCUUCAAAACAACAGCUUCUCUCUGCUUUCUGGUGGCUUCAAAACCAAAGUCUGGUGAUGUGACAUCCUCUCUGAGGGCACCCUUUCCAUUUCCGCUUCAAUUUUCUGUACACUCAGCGUUGCUGAGAGCGCUAUUUUGAUGUCUUCUAUUCUUAGCACCAAAGCACAAAGUCACAUAUGCAGAUAGACCAAAAUUAGAAUAACAGCACAUUGAUUUUCCAAAUUCUUUGAGAACUCACGAACACUUGAGGGCUUGGGGGUGGAAAAGGCUGUUACCAAGUCACUCUGGGGUGAGAGGCCUGGAGACUUUGACACUAUGGAGAUGUGUCACCUUGGGCAAGUCCCUUUAGCUGUCUGGGUCCCAGUCUUCUCAUCUGCAAAGCGAGGGGACUGGAUGAGGUAAUUCCUAAGGCCUUUUCUAGAUCUUUCUGACUUUGUCACAGGAUGCUAUGACAUUCACAGUUGGCCCUGUUUUUUCUGCCUCUACUUCAUUCAUCCAUCCAUCUUUCAAUCAAGUGAAGGCUCGCUUCAUGCUCAGAAGGUACAAAGAUAAAAAGGACACAAUUCAUACCCUCUUGGAGCUUGAUAUAAUCGUAUGGUUAUGUCUUAAAACAACAAAUGUUUGGGGCGCCUGGGUGGCUCAGUCGGUUGAGCGUCCGACUUCAGCUCAGGUCAUGAUCUCACCGUUCGUGAGUUCGAGCCCUGCGUCAGGCUCUGGGCUGAUGGCUCAGAGCCUGGAGCCUGCUUCCGAUUCUGUGUCUCCCUCUCUCUCUGCCCCUCCCCCAUUCAUGCUCUGUCUCUCUCUGUCUCAAAAAUAAACAAACAUUAAAAAAAAAAUUUAAAAAAACAACAACAACAAAUGUUUUGAAGAAAGUAUGUUCAAAAUGUGAUAGGAACAAAGUAGAAAAGGAGAUCAGGGGGGUAAGGGGGAAGAAAAGAAAAGAAAAGGAGAUUAGUUCUAGCUGUGGAGGCUACAAUCCUUCAGAGGAAGUGGCAUUGGAGAGUAAGUAUUCUUAAACAACUUUGCCAGGAUGUGGGGGAAGCAGGGACACAGAAGACAUUGAAGCUGUGAGAAAGGUCCCAAAGAAGGCAUGAAUCUGGGGGACAAAUUCCAAAGUUUUCCAUGUGCCUGAUCAGUAGAUACAUGAGGUCCACAGGUCAGGGCGUGAGGCUGGAAAGAGAUUGGAACCUUUUCUCUUUGUUUCUUCUCAUUUAGUAAAAAUCUCAUUUAGAAGUUUCUCAGUUUUAAGUCAGGGCUUCUCUGCCAUUCUCGAAGUCUUACCCCCUCUCUAGGCUCUCCUUUGUGUUAUAGAUGCAUCCGCAAAUUUAGCCUGUUUAUUUAUGCCAUUGUCCUGAAACCAUUCAAGUAUUUCAUUUGUUGAGUAUUUCCAUGUCAUGUAUAGGCAGCAAAUAAUAGCUUCAUUUUACAGAGAGAAAAGCUAACAUUGAUUUGUAGAUUGCUCAGUAUCAGGUAAACAGACCUGAAAUAGACCCUAGAACCCUCCUUCAUGAACAUUCCAUGACUUUAUUUUUACCUUGAAGUCAAGAGAAAUAAGUAAUCUUGACUGACUUGUGCAAUAUUACAUUGGGACUGUCAUAAGGGUCAGAUUUUGAGUCAAGUAUGGCUUUAAGGAACUAAAUAUUGUGAAUACCAUAUAAAGUUAGGGAGGAAAGCAUAACAGAAAUUAAUACUCAGAAUAUGAGUUGGUAAGACUACAGUCUUCUUGAGCCCAUGAAAACAGCUGCUGCUUUUUCCCGGACUAAGUUUUUCAUAAGGAAACAUUUUGCCUUUUUAAAAAUCAGUGUGAGGGGCACUUGCAUGGCUCAGUUGUUGGGCCUCCGACUUUGGCUCAGGUCAUGGUCUCACAGUUCAUAGGUUCAAGCUCCAUGUUGGGCUCUGUACUGACAGCUCAGAGCCUAGAGCCUGUUUCAGAUUCUGUGUCUCCUUCUCUCUCUGCCCCUCCCCUGCUGGCCCUCUUUCUCUCUCUCUCAAAAAUAAACAUUAAAAAAAUUAAAAAUUAAAAAAAAAAAUCGGUGUGAGAGGUGGUUGGUCACCCAAACUUCACAAGACAGUAGCACACAGGUAAGUAACUACCAUCCAGGAUUUGGCCUUAUGGCCUGAGGGACCCAAAAAAACAACUAUUCAUUCUCCCAAAACUGAUCAGGGUUUAAGCACGCUCUUUAUAUUGUGUCUCUAGCACCAUCUACUGGGAAACAAAGUGACUUUACUUGGAUUCUUAGUUGAAAGAUGCAGAAACCCAAGUCAGGUAGCAAAGAGGAGAGAGAGAGGAAGAAGCUUAGCAAAUUCUAAGAAACAGAGGGUUACGUAUAUUAUAUUGAAGUUUCUUCUAUAAAGAUGUUACCACUAAAACAAAAUUACAAACUGUCUCACUUACCAGAAAGACACAUAUAUACACACCAUAUAGUAAAAAGAUUUCAAAAAGUAAACAACUAGAAUUCAUGAACACAAAAAGCAUACCAUAAAAUGUAAUGACAGACUAAGAAUACUUAGAACAUGUAUAUGUCAUAGUAAUGCCAUAAAACGCCUCUAUUAAACAAUAGUCUCUCAGAUUGAAUCACAAAGGAAACCCCAAGGGAAGGCUGUGUAUUAACCAAGUCGUACAGAAAGGUUGAAAACAUGAGAUUUCAAAAGCAAACCAAGCAAAUAAAAGCCAAAUGAAAGCAGGGGGUCUCAGUCUUAACAUCAGUAAAGGCUGAUCUCAGGACAGAAAGCAAGACACUUUGUAAUGAUAAAGGACAGAAUUCACAAGGUGCCUGGGUGGCUCUGACUCUUGAUUUCGGCUCAAGUCAUGACCUCGCAUGAACUGCACCUUGAACUCCACAUCAGGCUGUGCGCUGACAGCACAGAGCCUGCUUGGGAUAUUCUCUCUCUGCCCCUCCCCUGCUCUGUCUCUCUCUCUCUCUCAAAAUAAAUAAAUAAACUUAAAAAAAAAAAGGAUGAAAUUCACAAUAAAAAUUCACCAUAUCUGAGACCGUAAAGAAAACCUCAGGUAAUUUCACAAAAUACGAGUAAUACAGCCAAUGCUUGACCUAGAAAUGCUUUAACUCUUAAUAAUUCUUGGAUCAAAAGGGAACUCAAACCCUAAAACUAGCAAUAACUAGAAAAUAAGUAAAUAAUAUAUCAUAAUUAAGUAUAAUGGAAAUAUUUACUUAAUACAUAUUAGAAUAUAUAAUAAAUGGGAAUAUGGUGUUAUCAUUAUAUAUAACGGAAACUCCUACAUGUGAUAUCAAGCCUAUUGCUCAGAAGAACAUUGAAGCACUAAAUACUUUGACUAAUCCAAAAAAUGUGAAAAUAAAUGAAUUAGGCAUCUAAUGCAAGAUAUUUGAAAAAGAAUAACAAAAUAGGGUCACCUGGGUGACUCAGUUAGUUAGGUGUCCAACUUCAACUCAGAUCAUGAUCUCAUGGUUCGUGGGUUCAAACCCUGCAUCAGGCUGUGUGCUGACAGCUCAGAGCCUGGAGCCUGCUUCAGAUUCUGUGUCUCCCUCUUUCUGCCCCUCCCCUUCUCUCUCUCUCUCUCUCUCUCUCUCUC